AAUCUCGCUUAUCUUAAACAUGCCGUUUCAUGAAAAUGACUUGGAUAUUAAUCAGUAUUAAUAAUAAUACUUAAAUAUUUCAAAAAACAAAGUGCAUGGAAGAGACGUACGAACUGCAUUUCGAAAAUUAAGUGCAUGUAAAAGCCAAAUCCCUUCAACCCGUAGGUGCUGGUAUAUUCGAUUUCUCAUUUUGAUGUUGAACACUGAUUUUGCGGCGAUUUUGAAGAGGAACUUCAACUACAGUGGCAAAUUUUUUUUGACGGGAUUCUCCUCUAAGAGAGUUUCUUAUUUGUUCUUUAUUAAAAUGAUUCAGACUGUAGCCAAUUAUCAUUAAUUUUGAUUCAGCUUGCUGUGGUUUGGGUUUUGUGGUGUGAAAACAUUGGAUAUUUGGCAAGAUAGUUUCAGUUAAAGACACCCACAGGGGAUGCUGAAAGAUGUGUUUCUAUGUUAAUAUUUUGGGCCUAACUGCCAAUGGUGUAGCUCUGGAAAAGGUUACUGGAGUACAGCCAGAUUGUUUAUGGCAGCAGUUUUCUGAUCGAAGGUUUUAUGAACCAGCUCGUGUGAAUGAGCUAGUUCAAAGGAGCUCAACUCUGGAGAUGGUUAGAUUCUUGCUACUGCCAAGAUGAUGGAGUAAUCUAUUCAAUCUAAGUCUUUUUUUGAAUAACUAUUAAGUAAAUAAUAUUCCUGGUGAGAAAGGGAUUGAUUAUGGCAAAAGUGGAAAACAAAGGAAGUAAUAUAUUGAUGGGAAAGUAUGAACUAGGCAAGCUAUUGGGACAAGGUGCAUUUGCUAAAGUGUAUUUAGCAAGGAAUUUUAAAACAGGGCAAACUGUUGCCAUAAAGGUAAUGGAAAAGGAGAAAAUCCAAAAAGUUGGCAUGAAUGAUCAAAUCAAACGUGAGAUAUAUAUCAUGAAACAAGUGAGACAUCCCAAUGUUGUACAGCUUCAUGAGGUAAUGGCGAGCAAAGAGAAGAUCUAUUUUGUAAUGGAGUAUGUCAGAGGAGGAACACUUUGCAACAAAAUAAUUGCUAAGGGAAAGCUAAGAGAGGAUAUUUCAAGGAAGUACUUCCAACAACUCAUUCAUGCUGUAGACUUCUGUCACUGCAGAGGUGUCUAUCAUCGGGAUUUGAAGCCUGAGAAUAUCCUUCUUGAUGAAUGCGGAAACCUCAAAGUCUCUGACUUUGGCUUGAGUGCAGUUUCAGAACAACUAAAGGCAGAUGGGUUAUUGCACACUACUUGUGGUUCUCCAGCAUAUAUUGCUCCUGAGGUGAUUAAGAGCAAAGGCUACGAAGGUGUCAAAGCAGAUAUAUGGUCAUGUGGAGUUGUUUUAUUUGUACUUAUGGCAGGUUAUUUGCCAUUUUGUGAUGACAAUUUUUUGCACAUGUACAGGAAGAUAUCCAAGGGAGAGUUUCACUGUCCAGAGUGGUUUUCUUCUGGGGUAUGCAAGCUGCUUAAAAAGCUUUUGGAUCCCAAUCCCAAAACACGAAUUUCAAUUCCUCAGAUAAUGGAAGUUUCGUGGUUUAAAAAAGGUAUACGACAUGCUAAAUUAGAAAAGGAAGAUGAUGAUUUUAGUAGCCUUGCUGAUGUGAAUUCAGUAUUUAAUGCAUCUAACAUCCACCCCAGCAGCACUGAAAAAGGACCAGAAGCACUUGAAGAUAAACCAUCAUUGUUUAAUGCAUUUGACAUCAUUUCUCUUUCACGAGGCUUUGAUUUAUCUGGGUUGUUUGAGGAAAAGGAAAAAUUUAAAGAUGAGAUACGCUUCACAUCCAUGCAGCCAGCAUCAUUGAUAAUCUCAAAGCUUGAAGAGAUAGCCAAAAAUGUGAAAUUCAAUGUCAAGAAGAUAGAUUGCAAAGUGAAGUUGCAAGGACCAAAGGAAGGGAGAAAAGAGCAUUUAUAUAUUUCUGUAGAGAUAUUUGAAGUGACAUCUUCUUUAUUUGUUGUGGAGAUGAAGAAAAUAGGUGGUGAGACUUCUUCCUAUGAAAAGUUUUUUCAACAAGAUCUUAAGCCUGGUCUCAAGGACAUAGUAUGGGCUUGGCAAGGUGAUACUCAAUAGUUGCAGUUACAGUAGGCAUUUUUUGUCAAAAAAUUUUAGGCAGCUGUCAGAAAGAUUUCAAACUUAGCCUCAAAGGCAUUGAAUAAUGGCUUGGUGAGGUGAUACUCUAUAAUAUAAUUACUUCAGGCGUACCUGAUUUCAAGCUACAGUCAACUGCUUUAAGAGCUUCCAAUUCACUAGGCAUUUUUCUUCAAAAAAAUUAUUUUUUUUGUUAUUGUAUGUACCAACUCUCAAUCUUUCCUCGGGAGUCCAGUAUUUGUUCUUUUUCAGUUUGAAGAUAUGAAUAUUAUGACACUUGUUGUCAAGUUAUUAUGCAAUAGCUGUAGUCACAAUUGCACCUUUGUUUCAAAAAUCUGCAGAGUUAUAGGGAAGUUUUCAAACCUAGCCUUAAAGAAACUGUGAUGGGCUUGGCAAGUUGACAAUAACUCUAGUUUCUUCUGGCAUAUUUCUUCUCAUUUUUUAAUUCUUUGUAAUCUAUCUCUGUUUAUGGACUCAUAAACUUUACUUGGAAGUCCA
Molecule: messenger RNA, 2565 nt
Organism: Cryptomeria japonica (Japanese cedar)
Lineage: Eukaryota; Viridiplantae; Streptophyta; Pinopsida; Cupressales; Cupressaceae
Product: CBL-interacting protein kinase 18
Exons: 2
Coding region: 706-2049 (447 amino acids)
Biological process (GO): protein phosphorylation; signal transduction
Molecular function (GO): protein kinase activity; ATP binding
Source: RefSeq, a predicted model, not a curated record